UGUUAUGUGGUUGAACUGUCUUUGUUCCCUUUGUUUUUCAACCUUUUAGGAACUCGUUGUCGAUGAUGGAUUCGAAAAUAUUCGUGUUUCAAACGUCCGGGUUUCAUUUCUUCCUCUUUUUUUUACACGCCGCAUAUGGAGACAUGAGCUAUUCUUUUCCAGAGGAGAUGAAACGAGGAUCAGUUAUUGGAAAUGUAGCCAAGGAUCUCGGGCUCGACACGGGCGCGCUGUCCACCAGAAAAGCCCGCAUUGACACCGAUGGGACUGAUCAGCGUUACUGUGACAUAAAUCUGAACAACGGAGAACUGAUUGUUGCCGACAGGAUUGACCGAGAGGGGCUUUGUGGAGAAAAGGCUUCGUGCAUCCUAAAACAUGAGCUCGUGCUAGAAAAUCCCCUCGAGCUCCAUCGAAUUGGUCUUCAUAUUCAAGAUAUUAAUGAUAACUCGCCACAGUUUAAGGAAGAAUUGAUAAAUAUAGAAAUUCGAGAGUCCGCAGACAGGGGAGCUCGUUUUGUGAUAGAAGAGGCGCACGAUGCGGAUAUAGGACAAAAUUCAGUUCAGCAGUACAGCCUUAAAAAGAAUGAUAAUUUCAUUUUGGCUGCUAAUGGAAACACAAUAGAGCUUGUUCUUGAUAAAGAGCUUGAUCGUGAAAAGCAAAAGGAGAUCAAUUUGCUCCUUACAGCUCUAGAUGGUGGCUCCCCUCUGAGAUCAGGUACAGUAGUGAUACACGUCACCGUGCUGGAUGCUAAUGAUAACGCCCCAGUGUUCAGCCAGGCCAUUUAUAAAGCUAGUCUGCCAGAAAACUCUCCUUUAGAUACUGUAGUGGUCACAGUGAAGGCAACUGACGCAGACGAGGGAAUCAAUGGAGAUGUGACUUAUGAAUUCGGGCAUGUUACUGAAGAUGUGAAAAAGAUAUUUAGUAUCGACCGUAAAGUAGGUGAGAUUCGAGUAAUUGGCACUGUUGAUUAUGAAACUACCACAUCGUUUGAAAUACGCGUGAAAGCAAAAGAUGGGUUAGGACUGUCAUCUUAUGCUAAGGUAAUAAUUUCGAUCACUGAUGUGAAUGACAACGCCCCUGUAAUCAAUUUGAAAUCAUUGUCGAAUCCCAUACCGGAAGACACCACACCUGGUACAGAGGUGGGCAUCAUCAACGUGCAGGACAGAGACUCUGAGAGUAACCGACAGGUCCGCUGCUCCAUUCAGCAAAACGCCCCCUUUAAGUUGGUUCCUUCUAUUAAAAACUAUUAUUCUCUGGUGACCACAGGACAACUGGACCGUGAACUAGUGUCUGAUUACAACAUUACAAUCACCGCCACUGACGAGGGCUCUCCACCUCUGUCCUCCUCUAAAACUGUUCAGUUAUCUGUAGCAGACAUCAACGACAACCCACCGGUGUUUGAGGAACAGUCCUACAGCGCAUAUGUGACUGAAAAUAACAAACCUGGCUCCACUUUAUGUUCCGUUAGUGCUCGAGACCCCGACUGGAGACAAAACGGUACAGUGAUUUAUUCUCUGUUACCCGGUGAGGUGAACGGUGCCCCGGUGUCCUCCUAUCUGUCUGUUAACGGGGACACGGGGGUGAUCCACGCUGUGAGGUCGUUUGAUUAUGAACAGUUCAGGAGUUUUAAAGUCCACGUGAUGGCCAGAGACAACGGUUCUCCUCCGCUCAGCAGCAACGUGACCGUGAGUGUCUUCAUAUCGGAUGUGAAUGACAACUCUCCUCAGAUACUGUACCCCGCCCCGGAGGGCAACUCCUUCAUGACCGAGCUGGUCCCCAAAGCUGCACACGGAGGCUCUCUGGUGUCCAAAGUGAUAGCGGUGGACGCGGACUCCGGACAGAACGCCUGGCUGUCCUAUCAUAUAGUCAAAUCCACCGAUCCGGGACUUUUCACUAUCGGUGUCCACAGCGGAGAGAUCAGGACCCAGCGGGACAUUUCUGAGUCUGACAGCAUGAAACAGAACCUUAUUGUGGCAGUGAAAGAUAACGGACAGCCCUCUCUCUCUGCCACCUGCUCCAUG
This is a messenger RNA of Micropterus dolomieu (smallmouth bass), 2018 nucleotides long. Its product is annotated as protocadherin gamma-A11-like. The record is from RefSeq and is a predicted model, not a curated record. Gene Ontology annotation, biological process: homophilic cell-cell adhesion. Gene Ontology annotation, molecular function: calcium ion binding. NCBI's taxonomy places the organism in Eukaryota, Metazoa, Chordata, Actinopteri, Centrarchiformes, Centrarchidae. The annotation marks the transcript as partial. The transcript has a single exon. Gene Ontology annotation, cellular component: plasma membrane.